UCAUCACCAUUGUCAACACCCAAACCCAAGAAGAUGUCCAUCUCACAAACAUACUUUUUGGCUCACCGUGCCCGGGCGAAGCUCUCUAGCGAGGCUGCCCGUGCCGACCAUAACCUCCGUCUCCUCGUUGGCCAUGCGAACCUCCUCGACUCCCUGAUGCUCGACCUCGCGAAUGCCGAACGGGAGCAGGAGAGCUGGUUCAACCAAUCCGUUCGCGGAGCCAGCCCGCAGACCGAAGAAAGACGUGUGCAAUGGUCCAAUUCCAUUGCUGACGAAACCGAGGAGGACUGGGAAGCCGACUCCUACUCCGAUUCAGACAGCGAUAGUGAGGAGGACGAGGACAUUGAGAUGGCAGACGCUGUCUCAUUGAGGAGGAUACCGUCCAACACCAUCGUGCCGCCGUCUCCACAACUGGAGACAAUGGACGAGGAUGAAGUCGACGACAUGGAGGAGGACAACGAGGAGGACUACGUAGCCCUGACCCUUACUCGCUCCCCGUCACACUCCGCAUCACCACCCGAACUCGACCACGACUCCGACUCUUCAGAGGAUGAGUCCAUGCCACCAUCACCGCCGUUCGCAUCAUUACCAUCAUUCGCCGAGAAGCAGAGAGAAGCAGUAACAGCAUAUUAUGAUUCGAAAGAGGAGGAUGAUCAGAAGGCCGACUUCUACAACGAAGGAUACUACCUGCCACCAAGGAAUUCUGCACGAUUGAUAUCCGCGAUAUCAGUCUACUAG
Molecule: messenger RNA, 738 nt
Organism: Pseudomassariella vexata
Lineage: Eukaryota; Fungi; Ascomycota; Sordariomycetes; Amphisphaeriales; Pseudomassariaceae
Exons: 1
Source: RefSeq, a predicted model, not a curated record